This is a messenger RNA of Protobothrops mucrosquamatus (brown spotted pit viper), 1384 nucleotides long. It is a transcript of the gene CARNMT1, whose product is annotated as carnosine N-methyltransferase 1. Bases 1 to 1002 code for a protein of 333 amino acids. The record is from RefSeq and is a predicted model, not a curated record. Gene Ontology annotation, molecular function: S-adenosylmethionine-dependent methyltransferase activity. NCBI's taxonomy places the organism in Eukaryota, Metazoa, Chordata, Lepidosauria, Squamata, Viperidae. The transcript has 7 exons.
AUGCAUGAAAGAGUGAAUCGUGCAGAAAGACAAUUUAGGACUCUUCCAGCCAUGCAACAGAAAUUAUUACCUCAGUUUCUUCCUCAUCUUGACAAGAUUCGAAAAUGUGUUGAUCACAAUCAAGGGAUCUUGCAGUCUAUUGUGAAUGACUGUACCCGAAUGUUUGAAAAUAGAGAAUAUGAUGGUGAUGGAAAUGGAAAGAUUACACCAGCUUCAACUUUUGACAUGGAUAAAUUAAAAUCCACUCUGAAACAAUUUGUAAGAGAUUGGAGUGAAACUGGGAAACCUGAGAGAGAUUCUUGCUAUCAGCCUAUCAUUAAUGAAAUUGUAAAGAAUUUUCCAAAAGAGAUAUGGGAUCUCUCCAAAGUAAAUGUCCUGGUACCUGGUGCUGGGCUAGGUAGAUUGGCCUGGGAAAUAGCUAUGCUUGGUUACACUUGCCAAGGAAAUGAAUGGAGCCUGUUUAUGCUCUUUUCUUCUAAUUUUGUACUCAACAGAUGCUGUGAAACUAAUUCAUAUAAAUUAUAUCCCUGGAUUCAUCAGUUUAGCAAUAACAGGAGAUCUGCUGAUCAAACACAGCCAAUUUAUUUCCCGGAUGUUGACCCUCACAGUCUUCCUCCUGGUGCCAACUUUUCUAUGACAGCAGGCGAUUUUCGAGAAAUCUACUCUGAGAGUAAUAUAUGGGACUGCAUAGCAACCUGUUUCUUCAUAGACACGGCACACAAUGUCAUUGAUUACAUUGAUACAAUAUGGAAAAUACUUAAACCAGGAGGAAUAUGGAUCAAUUUAGGUCCUCUUCUUUAUCAUUUUGAAAAUUUAGCAAAUGAAUUAUCUAUUGAAUUGAGCUAUGAGGAUAUAAAAAGUGUAAUAUUACAAUAUGGAUUCCAUAUUGAGAUGGAGAAUGAAUCUGUUUUGACAACAUACACUGUGAAUGAAUUAUCUAUGAUGAAAUACUAUUAUGAAUGUGUGAUGUUUGUGGUUAGGAAACCAGAAAGCUGUAUCUGAAACGGACUGUCCAAAAAGAACAUUGCUGGCAUUUUUGUUAACAAUGUUAGCAGAACAUGAAGUGGCCUGUAAGGGAUGACUGGACCCAGCCUCUUAUUAGUGGUGCCUUUUUAUUCCUAACAGAAUGUAACACUCUUUAUUUUCUACACUCCUUAUGAUAUCCAGACAUGCAUUUCUGCAUUACUUAUAUUUGGGUCAUUUGGGAAUUCAAAUAUUUAUGUAUCUGCUCUUUCUGUUUUAAUUGGUAAUUUUGGAAAGAUGGGUAUUUUAAUACAUUAUUGACAUUCAUCACUCCAUAAUAUACCUUUGUCUGAAAGAAACGCUACUGGAUACAAAACUGAACCCCCCUCACCACACACAUAUUGUUUAGAAAACAAAUAUA